AUUGGCGUUUGUUUCCUCCCGGGCGCUAUGUAGUGCGACACCGCCACAACCGGUUGCCAAGCAACCGAGGACAACUACGCGGGAUAUGGCCAAGUUCGUGCUGGCAGGCAGAGCGGACUGUCCGCACUUCGCCAAGGCGGAGCUCCUCGCGGACACGCUGCACGGGAACCUGCCGGACUUCCACGUCCACAAGGUGCGCGUACACCCCAGGGACUGGCAGCAAUGGCUGGAGGUCACCUGUAAGGAGAACAGCUGGAAGCACGAUCGCUCCCCCAUCGUGUGGAGGGAGCUGAUCAACCGGGGAGGCCGAGGUCUAUUACUGGGUGGAUUCAACGAGUUUCUGGAGCACGUCCAGGGUUACUAUGGCCUCACCUCAGACAUGACCACUGAGCUGAUGAUGAAGAUCUCAGCUGAGAAUCUGCAGACAACAGAGCAGUGCUUGGAGGAGGAGGUCCACUACGGCAGCCUGAUGCAGCCGCUGCACAUCUGGAUCACCAGUGCUCUCAGCCUCACCUGCUACAACUUGAUUCCCUUGUUAUUUGGCCCUGGGGUGUUCCGAGAUGACCCUGCCAUCAGCCUGCACUUGCUGGAAGUGGACGGGAGCCAGGAGGCCUUGGAUGGUCUCAGAAUGGAGGUCGAGGACAUGGCUCUGGCUCAGCUGCGUAAGGUGAUGGUUCACACGACGCUGGAGCAGGCGUUCCAGAACGCCCGUGUCAUCGUUGCUCUGGACGACCCAGAGCCAGAGCAGCAGAGCGACGUAGAGAGCAAAGUGCGGAAGACUGCAGAGCGCUUUCAGAAGUACGGGCAGCUCAUCGGAGCGAUGGCGCACAAGGAGGUGCGAGUCAUCGUGGCAGGAAACUCCUUCGUCAAUCUGAAGUGUGCCACACUGCUGGAGAGCGCUCCGUCCCUGAGUCACAAGCAGUGUGUGGUUAUGGCGACCCAGCUGGAGAAAGUGGCCACUUUCCAGAUUGUGCAGAAGUUAAACGUGACGGCUGCAGAUGUCACCAAUGUGAUUGUCUGGGGGAACAUCACUGGCAACUUCCAUAUAGACCUCCAGAGAGCCAAGGUGUUCCGGUAUCAAGGGGCCAUCUGGGGACCCCCAGGAUUUUCCCGGCCAGUUGUAGACGUUUUAUAUGACCGUAAAUGGCUUGAGGUGGACUUCCCUGCCCUUCUGGGCUCCCACCGCGAGACUCUGGUAAGCAAGACUAGGAGGGAACCGGCGCUCUCCGCAGCCAAUGGGAUCAUUGCUGUUCUAAGGGCCUGGAACUACGGCUCAUCCCCAGGGGAGGUCCUUUCACUCGGCGUUCCCAGUACAGGGCAGUUUGGCAUCCCUGCUGGUCAGGUGUUCUCCGUGCCCGUGCUCUUCCAGAGCGGAACCUGGGAGGUGCCGACCGACAUAGUCAUUGAUGAAGAGCUGAGGGGCAAACUGGAGGCUGCUGUCGAACAGCUCAGAGAGGAAAAGGAAACUGCAUCAAGAUAUAUCAAGAGCCCAAAAUAGAAGCAAAAUGGAAAGACUUUUUUUCUACAUCGGUUUAGAUAAAUUUAAAUAUUGCUCAAUAAAUUAUUGUUGCUGAGAUUCCCCAAAAUGUACCUACUUUACGUGUUUGGGGAGUGAGAACUUUUUUUUAUUUUUUGGAGGAUCUUUACAGCUUUGGCAACACUGUCGCAAACUUAGCAAGUGCAUUGACUUCCCAAAUCCACUCUCCUACGUGCACUAUGUUCAAAAUGCUUUAUGUAUUUAUUUUUAAAAAUAA
Molecule: messenger RNA, 1754 nt
Organism: Scleropages formosus (Asian bonytongue)
Lineage: Eukaryota; Metazoa; Chordata; Actinopteri; Osteoglossiformes; Osteoglossidae
Gene: mdh1b
Product: malate dehydrogenase 1B, NAD (soluble)
Exons: 9
Coding region: 86-1498 (470 amino acids)
Biological process (GO): malate metabolic process
Molecular function (GO): malate dehydrogenase activity; oxidoreductase activity, acting on the CH-OH group of donors, NAD or NADP as acceptor
Source: RefSeq, a predicted model, not a curated record